Sinocyclocheilus anshuiensis is the source of this 3561-nucleotide messenger RNA. RefSeq names its product mitogen-activated protein kinase kinase kinase 13 (gene map3k13). The coding region runs from base 336 to 3221 and encodes 961 amino acids. The transcript is spliced from 16 exons. Gene Ontology annotation, cellular component: cytoplasm. Gene Ontology annotation, molecular function: ATP binding; MAP kinase kinase kinase activity. Gene Ontology annotation, biological process: protein autophosphorylation; JNK cascade. Lineage: Eukaryota; Metazoa; Chordata; Actinopteri; Cypriniformes; Cyprinidae. The record is from RefSeq and is a predicted model, not a curated record.
AACUAAAUUGAACGCGUGAGCGCAAUAAUACGCGCACUCUGUCAGAUAUUCCGCGUUCAGCAUCCUGGAGGACCCGUAUCAGUGAGAACGUGCAGGUGCACAGAUCAGAGCAAGCGGAAGUGACGUGGGCGCUCACGUUAAACCGUCGGGAUUAGAUCGGAGCAGCUCAGCCGCGUUAAACGGUGUGAAGAGAAGAGGAGGUACUUUGCGGUCGGCGGUAGAAGCAUCUCGGGAAAUGAGCGUCAGCUUCUCUGGAGGUGUGUCAUAAACCCCAACAGAAUUCAUCUGUAAAGCCUCGCCACUCAUUUCCCGUCGGGUGAGGAGGGCAUCUGCCCAUGCACACGCACAGCACCAUGGGAAGCUCCCCGGAGGUGCUGUCCUGGACGUCCUGUAGCAGCCUGCUGGUGGGGAAGCUGAAGGAGGAGCUGAAGCUCACGGUCGUCGGUGACUCCUUGAAGAAAACCAACAGUAACGUUUCUCCUCAAGCGCUGCUUCCGCCAGCACCACCUCCACCGCAGAUCAUCGCAGACCUGGCUCCUCCCUCCACCCUUCCCAUGCCGCUGCAACAGCUGCAGCUCCCCUGCAGGGACGCUGAGCCGGGUGGCACCAGCCCUCCAUGCACGGCCCUCAGCGAGGACUCGACGCGGGAGCAGGGACACUUCGACAACAGCGUGCUGCAGCUGCAGGAGCAUGAGGAGGCCGAGACGCCGGGGUCCUGCGGUCAGGGAGGCUGCGGAAGCGGCGGGGAGGAGAAAAACGAGGAGGGCGGGUGUCCGAUGGACCACAGCGGGGACGACACGCACCACCAUCCACAUGAUGACAUCAAACUGCACUUUCAUAGAGCCGGGACGGGAAGCGGCGGAUUCCUAGAGGGGCUGUUCGGAUGUUUGAGACCCGUGUGGAAUAUUAUCGGGAAAACAUACUCGACUGAGUACAAACUUCAGCAGCAAGACAUGUGGGAGGUGCCGUUUGAGGAGAUCUCUGAGCUGCAGUGGCUAGGCAGCGGAGCUCAGGGCGCCGUGUUCCUCGGAAAGUUCUGCUCCGAAGAGGUCGCCAUCAAGAAAGUCCGAGAGCAGAAGGAGACGGAUAUCAAACACCUGCGGAAGCUGAAGCACCCCAACAUCAUCAGCUUCAAGGGUGUUUGCACGCAGGCCCCGUGUUACUGCAUCAUCAUGGAGUAUUGUGCUCAAGGGCAGCUGUAUGAGGUUCUCAGGGCCGGUCGUAAGAUCACGCCACAGCUGCUGGUGGACUGGGCCUCAGGGAUCGCCAGCGGCAUGAACUACCUGCACCUCCACAAGAUCAUCCACAGAGACCUCAAAUCACCAAAUGUGCUAGUCACUCAAAAUGACAACGUGAAGAUCUCAGACUUUGGAACAUCUAAAGAGCUCAGUGACAAGAGUAUGAAGAUGUCAUUUGCCGGUACGGUGGCCUGGAUGGCUCCCGAAGUGAUCCGGAAUGAGCCGGUGUCGGAGAAAGUAGAUAUUUGGUCAUUCGGGGUGGUGUUAUGGGAGCUGCUGACUGGUGAGAUCCCCUAUAAGGACGUGGACUCGUCUGCCAUCAUCUGGGGUGUGGGGAGUAACAGCCUCCAUCUGCCUGUGCCGUCCACCUGUCCCGACGGCUUCAAGAUCCUCAUGAAACAGACCUGGCAAGGUAAACCCAGAAACCGGCCGUCCUUCAGACAGAUCCUUCUCCAUCUGGAUAUCGCCUCGGCGGAUGUGCUCGGGACGCCACAGGAGACCUACUUCAAAUCUCAGACGGAAUGGAGAGAGGAGGUGAAGAAGCAUUUCGAGAAGAUCAAGAGCGAAGGCACCUGCAUCCAUCGACUGGACGAGGAGCUGAUUCGCCGCAGAAGAGACGAGCUCAGACACGCUCUGGAUAUCCGAGAGCAUUACGAGAGGAAACUGGAGCGAGCCAAUAACCUGUACAUGGAGCUCAGCGCUAUCAUGCUGCAGCUGGAGGUGCGAGAGAAAGAGCUGCUCAAGAGGGAGCAGGCCGUGGAGAAGAAGCAUCCCGGCACGUACAAACGCCAUCUGGUUCGGCCCAUUGUGCGGCCCAACGCUGUUGAGAAGCUCAUUAAGAAGAAGAGCAGCAUGAACCAUAAGCCCGGGACACAACAGCCAAAGAGACCGGAUCUGCUGCGCUCUGACGGCAUUCCCAGCGUCGAGCCUCUUCCGGCUCCGUCCCCGUUGUCAGGAAGCCCAAAAGUGUCCACCCCGCCUGGGAAAGCCCGGUACCGCAGUAAACCCCGCCACCGGAGGGCCAACAGCAAAGGGAGUCACAGUGAGUUCCCAGGGGCCCUCAAACUCAAUUCAGGGCCGUCGGAGGAGCAACAGCCCCUACAGGAGCAAAGCUACCUCCACCAUCAUCACCCUCCGCCCGAGGGCCCGCUGUUACCGGUGCAGAACCGCGAAAACGCCGUAGCCACCUGCGCCAACAACCUGCGCUACUUCGGCCCAGCCGCUGCCCUCCGCAGCCCGCAGACCGACCACCUGCAGCGGAGGCUGUCUGGCUCCAGUCCUGACCUCAUUUCCACCGCUGUGGACGCCGCUUCACGCCACCGCAGGUCCUCCAUACCUCCCUCCGCGGGCUCCGGUCCGGGGCCGCUGUGUCCCUGCUGCCAGGCGCAUCCGUUCCCCGGCUGCAUGCACUGCCAGGAGACGCCAGCCGCUCCCAGCCACCCCAAGCUCCCUCAUUACUCACUGCUGAGCACGAGCGAAGGGACGCCACCCGCAGUCAAAAGAGCCACAGGAGAGCAGCUGGAGCAGAGAUCCCCGAGAGGAAGCUCAUCCAGCGGCCUGCUGCACUCGCUCAGACCCCUGAGAAACGGGAGAGACGAGUCUUCUGAGGAAGAGGAAGGAGAGGUUGACAGUGAGGUGGAGUUUCCACGCAGACAGCGAAACAAACGGGGAAACACCAGCGAUCACUCGCACAGCGGCCCGCUGGAGCAGCUCAGCGCCAGUCAGGAGGAGCAUCUGGACGAGCUCCUGUCCCACACGCCUGAGAUCCCCAUCGACAUCUCCACACAGUCCGACGGCCUGUCCGAUAAAGAGUGCGCCGUCCGCCGGGUCAAGACCCAGAUCUCUCUGGGCAAACUGUGUGCUGAUGAGCACAGCUACGAGAAUCCGCUGCAUUUCGGAGAUUCCGACUGUGACACGUCGGAUGCGGAAUGCUCCGACGCCACCAUCAGGAACAAACAGCCCUGCGCACCUUCAUCCUGGUGAACUCCAGCCUUCGGAGGAAACACGGCAAUAAUCCACGCCUGACCCGUCUGAUCAGCCCUUCCCAUAAUCCCCCUCUCUCUCUCUCUCUCUCUCUGAGCAUCUCAGGCAGAUUCCUCUGAAGUGAUAAUGUAGCUAGAGUAACAUGCAUAACUUAUUUUAUUACGAGCCGGAGGAAACGCAAAACGAAAUCAGGAACUCAGACUUACUCAGAGUAUUAAUGCGCUGAAGUGAUCAAGGCAACUCGAUUCCAGUUAGCUAGUUAGAAGAUUAUUGAAGUCUGCAAGAAUGUGUGUAUAUAUAUGUCCGCAGGUACAUGAGCGAAAGUGUUAAAGGGAUAGUU